CUGCGCCGUGCGCGGGGGCCGGCGCCAAUGGCGGCAGGCGGAGGGGGUGGCUGAACGGCAGCCAGUUGCCAGUCGCGCCCAUUCAUCGCCGACGCCUUCCCCGGCCCUUUUGCCACCCCCUGCCUCCCCCCCCCACCGCCGCUAUGGAGGCGCUGAUCCCCGUGAUUAACAAGCUGCAGGAUGUGUUCAACACGGUGGGGGCCGACAUCAUCCAGCUGCCACAGAUCGUGGUGGUGGGCACGCAGAGCAGUGGAAAGAGUUCUGUGUUGGAAAGUCUUGUGGGGAGGGAUCUGCUCCCACGAGGUACUGGAGUUGUCACCCGGAGACCCCUUAUUCUGCAGCUGGUGCAUGUUUCCCCAGAGGAUGGUCGGAAAACAGCUGGAGAUGAAAAUGAGAUAGAUGCUGAAGAGUGGGGUAAAUUUCUACACACCAAAAAUAAGAUCUAUACAGAUUUUGAUGAAAUUCGUCAAGAAAUAGAAAAUGAAACGGAGAGGAUUUCAGGAAAUAAUAAGGGUAUCAGUCCUGAACCUAUUCAUCUUAAGAUUUUUUCAUCUAAUGUUGUAAAUCUGACUCUUGUGGAUUUACCUGGAAUGACAAAGGUGCCUGUUGGUGAUCAGCCUAAGGACAUAGAACUUCAAAUAAGAGAGCUAAUCCUUCAAUUCAUCAGCAACCCAAAUUCAAUUAUUCUGGCAGUCACAGCUGCUAACACAGACAUGGCCACUUCAGAAGCGCUUAAAAUUGCACGGGAGGUGGAUCCAGAUGGUCGAAGGACCCUUGCUGUUAUCACAAAGCUGGAUCUCAUGGAUGCUGGCACUGAUGCUAUGGAUGUGCUCAUGGGAAGAGUGAUUCCAGUCAAACUUGGUAUCAUUGGAGUAGUGAACAGGAGUCAGUUGGAUAUUAACAAUAAGAAGAGUGUAGCUGAUUCCAUUCGUGAUGAGUAUGGCUUUCUUCAAAAGAAGUAUCCUUCCCUAGCCAAUCGAAAUGGAACCAAGUAUCUUGCUAGAACACUGAACAGACUCCUGAUGCAUCAUAUCAGGGAUUGCUUGCCAGAACUAAAAACCAGGAUCAAUGUUUUAGCUGCUCAGUACCAGUCUCUACUAAACAGCUAUGGGGAACCUGUUGAGGACAAAAGUGCCACUUUAUUACAGCUCAUUACCAAAUUUGCCACAGAGUACUGUAACACUAUUGAAGGAACGGCAAAAUACAUAGAGACUUCAGAGCUGUGUGGUGGAGCCAGAAUCUGUUACAUUUUUCAUGAGACCUUUGGAAGAACUUUAGAAUCUGUUGACCCACUGGGUGGCCUUAACACAAUUGAUAUUCUGACUGCCAUUAGAAAUGCUACUGGUCCCCGUCCUGCCUUGUUUGUUCCUGAAGUUUCAUUUGAAUUGCUGGUAAAAAGGCAAAUCAAACGUUUAGAAGAACCUAGCUUGCGCUGUGUGGAGCUGGUUCAUGAAGAAAUGCAGAGGAUUAUCCAGCAUUGUAGUAAUUACAGUACACAGGAAUUAUUGAGGUUUCCCAAAUUGCACGAUGCCAUAGUUGAAGUAGUAACCUGUCUUCUGCGUAGAAGACUUCCUGUCACAAAUGAAAUGGUUCAUAAUCUAGUGGCCAUUGAAUUAGCUUAUAUCAACACCAAGCAUCCGGAUUUUGCUGAUGCCUGUGGUCUAAUGAAUAACAACAUAGAGGAACAAAGACGUAACAGGUUAGCCCGGGAGUUGCCUUCUGCUGUGCCACGAGACAAGUCUACUAAAGCUCCAGGUGCAUUGCCACCUGCUUCCCAGGAGACUGUUACUGCUGCUUCUGCUGAGGCUGAUGGCAAGGCUGCUCCUGGAGUGGGAGAUGCAUCUCAGGAGCCUGGAACAGGCAGCUGGAGAGGAAUGCUGAAACCCUCAAAAGCAGAAGAGGUAUCGGCAGAGGAAAAAUCUGUCAAGCCAGCUGCAGCCCUACCUGCUAGUCCUCAAAAAGGACAUGCUGUCAACCUAUUAGAUGUGCCUGUACCCGUUGCACGAAAACUUUCUGCCCGUGAACAACGAGAUUGUGAAGUGAUUGAACGACUUAUUAAAUCUUACUUCCUUAUUGUCAGGAAGAAUAUUCAGGACAGUGUGCCAAAGGCAGUGAUGCAUUUUCUGGUGAACCACGUGAAGGACACUCUUCAGAGUGAGCUGGUAGGCCAGCUGUAUAAAUCCUUGUUGUUGGAUGACCUUCUGACAGAAUCUGAGGACAUGGCACAGCGCAGAAAAGAGGCAGCUGACAUGCUAAAGGCCCUGCAGCGAGCCAGCCAGAUCAUUGCAGAGAUUCGUGAGACACAUCUUUGGUGAAGAUUGUACCAGACACACUAUUUAUAUGCAUUGGAGGUUACAUUGACUUGAAAAUUGCUAGGCAUGGUAUACGGAGUAGAAUUUUUAUUUAUGAACUCUUAUCUGUGUACUGCAACUGUGUAAAUCUGCUCAUGUAAAGACAGUUGGUUUGAUUUGCAAACAGAAAAAAUAUGCUGUAUUUUGCAAAAUAAGUCGUAUUUAAUCCACAUAAUAAAUGGCUCUAAAUGUAUCCUUACCAGCUUUCUGGUGCGAAAUAAAGCAGACCAAGUCUACUGUCUCAGUGACAGUCUCAUUUGAACUUGGGGGAAAAAAAACCCCCAGACAUUAAAGUUCCAGUGCCUGACUUGCUAAACAGGUUGCCUGUGGAUAAGACGGACGGCGUAGUCUUGUGGCAUAGUUUUAAGCUGCUUUCACAAUAGAAGUUUAAAUACUGUGAAGAGAAGAGAGCACCAAGUAUUUUCUUUCCUGAAUAUAUUGCAUGCACUAUGACAGAUGGAGGUAUCAAUUUUAUAGCACAGUAGAGAUGUCUACCGUAUUUACUAUGUAUGUGUGGCCCCAAUUUUUUUUUUCCUCCCAAGUGUUAGAACUGCAAACAAGACUUUGAACUUCAUUAUAAUGGAGUAUCAUGUAGGAAGAAUUAGCCUGGAGCUUGUGAACAGCCUACUAAAAAGUGGGUGCAAAGUUAUUCAUGUGCACUGGAGCUUGUGUAUGAAUGUUGGGGAUUAGAAUCAGGUACAAGUACCACCUUCCCCUUCCUCUCCCUUGGGACCAAUGCCCUGGACCAUCUGAUAAUAAAUUUGUUCUGGCAGAAUUGAAAAAUAAAAACGGAUUUCAAAACUGUUAUGAGAUAAUAAGUGUUUCUUUUUAAACACAGUUGAAGUUGGCCAGGGAGAAGGGGAUCCCCACAACUUCGUCCAAAUUUUGGAAUGUAUGACGGUAUGAAAGAAAGUCUGUGGGAUUGGAGUUAUUUAUACCAGAGAUUACAUUUAUUUGAGGAAGUUUCACUGUGCUGUAAGUAGCUUGUUUGUGAGGUUUUGUUUUUGGAUUUUUUUUUUGAGGACAAUCCUAAAAUUAGGGAUUGUAGGUUGGAAAUGGAGUUAUUCUGAUUAUAAUGCAUACAGAUAAAUACUGAUCACAGUAGCCUUUAAAAAGAAAACUUUUUUUAAAUACAAAUUUAUUUAAACUUCUGCCAGCACACUUGCAUGUACUUUUCAAGCAGAUUCACUUUUUUUUGUAUUAAGUAAAAAUGUUUACUAUGGUGUUGCUCAUAUUUUGUAUCUUUAACACAACUUGCAUGAAAAGUAGGGCGCCGCUGCUUAACAUCCGUGGCUUGCUUUUACGAUAUUGGGCCAAGAUAGUGAAGUUGUUAUUACCAUAUUCAGUUCUUCCCCCUUUUAUCGGUUAACAGAAACGGCAAUCUUUUUGUACGCUGCUAAAGAUAGACAAUUUAAAACCUUUUAAGACCUCAGUUUACAAGAAAGUCUGUUUAAAAAUGUACUUUUCUUACAGUAAUCUUUAGUUUGGCACCAACAUAAGCACAAGUAGUUCAGUCUCACAGAUGCAACUUUUGGAUACUUUUAUGUGUAAUCUGAAAUAACUCAUGCAGAACACAAAUACAUUCGGUAGCUUUAAACAGCCUAAAACGUCACCAUGUAUAUGUAAUGAAUGCAAAGGAAGUAAUUUUAACUUGUUGCAUUGUAUCCAGGGAUGGUAGUACUCAUGAGAUUAAAGAAAUGUGACUGUAGUAAAGUUGAAGCGCAAGCCAGUUUUCAAAUCAGUUUUUGAGAAUAGUGAAAGCUUUUUAGUAGUUUUGUCAAAGCCAUUACAUUUUUGGUUGGAAUUCACUUCGUACCUCUAACCUUUUCAACAUCUCAGUAGCGUUGUUUUCCAUGAGGUUCCAUAAGUGAACGGCUUCCUAAGCAUUAACUCCCAAAGUUCAGUCAGUCUCUUGUGAAGAAGUAUUCUGACUUGUAAAGUUUUGAAACGCUGCAUAAAGUAAAUGAAUUCCAUUUAUUUGAGAAAUUCCUGCAAGUGAUAACUGGCUUUGUAGUGUCACGUGAAGUUUCCCUAGUGCUAAUUUGGGGUUGAGAUGUUAGGACUUUUUUGUUUCACAAAAAUUUUCAAUUUGGUAAUGUUUGAGUGCCAAGAAAUGAACUUCAUUUGUAAUCCUUAAUGCAAGCCUUUAAAAAUCCAUGCUGUAACAACCCUGUUAUUAAAUAAACAGAUAAUAUGCACAAUUAUUUAUCACAGAAUUCAAGUUUUGAACUGACUUGUAGUUCAGGUGGGAGGAUGUACAUGUUCUUAUGAGUUAAUAGUAUGAGUAUCUGUAUUUGUACAGCCUUACAUAUCUUUGCAGUUGCCCUUAUGCAGUUCUACACUGUUAGUUCUUGUAUAGUUGCAUAAGUAACAGUAUAGACAGCCUGCUGCUACUGGCAAUGUUUUUUUUUAUGCCUGGAAUUGAACUAAAAUAUUUCAAAUGCUACUGUUGCUGCCACUGUUAAAUGAAAUUAUGGUGGAACUGUGAGUGGAAAAAAGGUCUAAUGAAGGCAGCAACUGAAAAAUUCUCAGAUUAGAUGGAUGGCUUACAAAUGUCUUCUAGUUCACUUAAACUAGAAAUACCUUUGUCAUUAAUGCACAAGUUUCCUAACCUGCUAUCCAGUGAAAACACACAAUCAGGGGAGAGAAUAACCACUGUAGCUAAGUUUAUAUUAGUAGAUGUUUGACAUUAAUACCUGACUUAUGUAUGGUACUGGUGUAAAUAAAACAUAGUAUCUCUAUGUGAACAGAGCUUGCUAAUGAAUAGGGGUUUUGUAGUAGUCAGUUUCAAAUUUCAUUUGGUGGAACAGAUGGGCAAGGAGGGUCUUUGUAUGCUUCAAACUAUAUUUUGAAGUAAACAUAACAAAACUUAUUUAAA
Messenger RNA from Colius striatus (speckled mousebird), 5229 nucleotides. It is a transcript of the gene DNM1L, whose product is annotated as dynamin 1 like. Gene Ontology annotation, molecular function: microtubule binding; GTP binding; GTPase activity. The coding region runs from base 144 to 2315 and encodes 723 amino acids. The record is from RefSeq and is a predicted model, not a curated record. The transcript is spliced from 19 exons. Lineage: Eukaryota; Metazoa; Chordata; Aves; Coliiformes; Coliidae. Gene Ontology annotation, biological process: mitochondrial fragmentation involved in apoptotic process; mitochondrial fission. Gene Ontology annotation, cellular component: cytoplasm; mitochondrion; microtubule.